AUGGGUCUGAGUGCAGCAAAGACACUUUCCCUAGACAGGGGAUAUGUGCGAUCCCAGCCAGCCCCUCCCCCUGCCAUCCGGCUCGCGGAAUUUUACCAUUUUUCCAUUCCGAUAUCUUUCUCUGAGAUCGGGGAGUCUGAAGUCGCGAGCGCGAGGUCGAGUGCUCCUACCGAUGCUGAUAUCGACGGAUACGCCCAAUGCUUGGCAGCUUGUGUACCUCAGCUAAUGAACACGCAGGGGCCUGAGCUUGAUGCUGAUGAAUGCUGA
Clonostachys rhizophaga is the source of this 267-nucleotide messenger RNA. NCBI's taxonomy places the organism in Eukaryota, Fungi, Ascomycota, Sordariomycetes, Hypocreales, Bionectriaceae. The record is from the annotation of a GenBank genome assembly.